AUGUUUCCGUGGUUCCCGUUUGUUUUUCCUCAGGCUAGCAGGAGUAAUCGAAGGACGCGAGAACAUAUUCCUGUUGGGGCGUUUAUUGAAGUCCGUGUAGUUUCUAGUCCAGGAUCUAUUGGAAGCAGCGAAUCCAGCUUUAAAGCUUCAGAAACUAGCGAAUCUUCACGGUUACAAAUUUGUUAUAAAAUGAGGUCUGCAGAGGAUGUCAGAACAAAAGCAAACGAAACAAUUUUGAUGCCAAAUUCUAAUUCACAUUCAACAGAAUUAAUUGAUAGCAGAAAGGCUUGUUCUUCAACAAUUCCCAGAAAACCUGUAGAUAAUCUCAAUGCUCAGUUUUUUUGUGAAAAAUCAACGCGGCAAGAUGACUUAAAAAAGAAUAUUUUUGAAAGACAAUCAUCUCUAAAUGAUGAAAAUAAGCAAGAGACUACAAAUGAUGAAAAUAAAGAAUCAUCCAAGAAAGUAGGCGGUUAUACCAGGCCAAAAACAAGUAAGCGCUAUGAUUUUUAUUGAAGUUUGACUAAUUGUAAGGUCUAGAAUUUUACGGAAUUUUGGUAAACCAAGGAUUUGGCCCUCCUUUUCUUCCCCAAUUUCUUUCCCUUAUGUGUAGAAAUAAAAGAUUUUUUUGCAAUGUGUCUAAUUAUUAGAGCUGUCCAACAUUUAAAAUUUUCCAAGACUCGAAACCAAGACUACACCCCAAAACCAAGGUCGAAAAAACCCAAGAAAAGACUUG
Meloidogyne enterolobii is the source of this 733-nucleotide messenger RNA. The record is from the annotation of a GenBank genome assembly. NCBI's taxonomy places the organism in Eukaryota, Metazoa, Nematoda, Chromadorea, Rhabditida, Meloidogynidae.